Messenger RNA from Vespula pensylvanica (western yellowjacket), 1304 nucleotides. Its product is annotated as epimerase family protein SDR39U1. The coding region runs from base 191 to 1078 and encodes 295 amino acids. The record is from RefSeq and is a predicted model, not a curated record. The transcript has 6 exons. Lineage: Eukaryota; Metazoa; Arthropoda; Insecta; Hymenoptera; Vespidae.
UUGUAUAUAACCAUAUAUGUGCUAAAUAUAAAAAUCCAUAUAUUUGUUAAAUAAUUGAAUUUAUUCAUUUUUAUUUAAAGUCCAAAUUUGUAAUUUGGAUGUAUAGGUUAACAAGACUAUUAUGAAAAUUGAAUGUUCUCGUUGUUAGGUUUUCUAACGUGAUUGUUUUUAAUAGACAGUCUGAAAAAAAAUGUCUUUAAAACACGUCGUUGUAGGUGGAGGUACUGGAUUUAUAGGGAAACGUAUAAUAGACUUAUUAUGUCAAGAAGGUAUAACGUAUACAAUUGUUUCACGAAAAUCAGGUCCUAAUAAAAUUUCUUGGACAGACGUAAAGGAAAAUGGUCUUCCAAAACAUACAUCUGCUGUAAUCAAUGUUGCUGGUCAGAAUGUACUUGAUCCAACAAAACGUUGGUCGCCAGGGUUUAAACAAAUUGUUAGAGACAGUCGAGUGAAAACUACAGAAACUUUAGCUAAAGCUAUAGAGCAUACGGAGGCUAAAGCCUUUGUUACUAUUUCUGGUGUUGCAUGUUAUAAACCUAAUGAUACGACAUAUACAGAAGAAAGUGAAUGUAUAUCUUAUGAUUUCUUAUCAGAACUUUGUCGUGACUGGGAAGCUGCAGCACAACUUCCACAGGAGUGUAAAAUUAGACAGGUCACUAUUAGAUCUGGAGUAGUGUUAGGCAAAGACGGUGGGAUGAUAAAACAAAUUUACUUGCCUUUCUUAUUUGGGCUUGGUGGACCUAUUGGUAGUGGAAAUCAAUAUAUGCCAUGGAUACAUAUUAAUGAUCUUGCUAAUAUAUUUUUAUUUGCUAUAAAAAAUGAUAAUGUAUAUGGUAUUUUAAAUGGUGUAGCACCUCAGCCUGUGACUAAUAAGGAGUUUACAAAAGCAUUUGCUCAAGCAUUAAAACGACCUGCUAUAAUACCUGUUCCAAGUAUUGCCUUAAAUCUAAUUUUUAACAAAGAACGUGCAAAAAUGAUGUUGGAGGGACAAAAGGUACUUCCUAAAAGAACUGAGGAAUUGGGAUUUCAAUAUCAGUUUUCUGAUAUAAAUAGUGCCUGCAAAGAUAUUGUUAAAUAAAUUGUACUCAUUUCUUAUUUAUCCAAUAAGAUUUGUAUAUCUAUAAGAGUAUUUAUAAUUAUAAUAGAAAGUAUGUAGUAAAACGCAUAUAAUUAUUAUGUGUUUUAACAUAAUAUUUAUUGACAUAAAUAUAUGUGAAUAAAAUCAAUGUAACUUGAUCUAAGAUAAAAUUAACAUAAAUUUAUAUUAUAUAAUUCAGUCAAUAAAGAUUAACAAUUAACAUUAA